UGUGUGCAAAGUGCAAAGGAAAGGGCUCAAAGAGCGGGGUAUCAGGAAGAUGUUAUGGAUGUCAAGGUACAGGAGUGAGGACGGUAACUAGACAGAUUGGACUAGGCAUGAUUCAACAGAUGCAGCAUGCUUGUCCUGAAUGCAAAGGCUCAGGUGAGGUCAUCAGUGAUAAAGACAAGUGUCCGCAAUGCAAAGGGAACAAGGUUUCCCAGGAGAAGAAAGUAUUGGAGGUGCAUGUCGAGAAAGGAAUGCAACAUAGUCAGAAGAUUGUAUUCCAAGGAGAAGCUGAUGAAGCUCCUGACACAGUGACAGGAGAUAUUGUAUUUGUGCUGCAACAAAAGGAGCACCCCAAAUUUAAGAGGAAGUAUGAUGAUCUUUACGUGGAACAUACGUUGAGUCUGACUGAGGCACUCUGUGGCUUCCAGUUUGCUCUGACCCAUCUUGAUGGCAGACAGCUGCUCAUUAAGUCAAAUCCAGGCGAAGUUGUUAAGCCUGGUCAAUCUAAAGCAAUCAAUGAUGAGGGAAUGCCUCAUCAUGGUAGGCCCUUCAUGAGGGGUCGCCUGUACAUCCAAUUCAAUGUUGAAUUUCCAGAUUCAGGGAUGCUCUCUACCGAUCAAUGCCGCACGCUGGAGACCUUCUUGCCGCCAAGACCUAGCAACCGCUUGUCGGACAUGGAGCUGGAUGAGUGUGAGGAGACCACUCUAUAUGAUGUCAAUAUUGAAGAGGAGAUGAGGCGAAAGCAGCAGCAGCAGCAGCAAGAAGCCUAUGAUGAAGACGAAGAUGCAGCUCCAAGGGUGCAGUGCGCCCAGCAAUAAGUUCACCCUUAGGUCGCCAUCCUCUCUCGCAAUAUGGGUAUCUUGGCUUUUCUUUCUUGCUGCAUAGGUCUCCUGCUUUCCUCUCUACUUUAGUAUUAAUGUACCUGUGAACCAUAGGGGUAGUUGGAAUCAUGGAUUGUCUUCUUUUCUGUUGUGAUUCUCGUGGAGUGCUACUGGUUGUUGCUUAUGUCAACUUUAUUGCUUUCCAGACCUUGAUUAAAUAUGACUCGUUCUGGCCAUACAUGUGCUAUAAGCAUGGCUGGUCUGUGCCUCGAGAA
Molecule: messenger RNA, 1093 nt
Organism: Phoenix dactylifera (date palm)
Lineage: Eukaryota; Viridiplantae; Streptophyta; Magnoliopsida; Arecales; Arecaceae
Source: RefSeq, a predicted model, not a curated record